Molecule: messenger RNA, 1646 nt
Organism: Erpetoichthys calabaricus (reedfish)
Lineage: Eukaryota; Metazoa; Chordata; Cladistia; Polypteriformes; Polypteridae
Gene: nkx2.3
Product: NK2 homeobox 3
Exons: 2
Coding region: 250-1221 (323 amino acids)
Biological process (GO): cell differentiation; regulation of transcription by RNA polymerase II
Cellular component (GO): nucleus
Molecular function (GO): DNA-binding transcription factor activity, RNA polymerase II-specific; RNA polymerase II cis-regulatory region sequence-specific DNA binding
Source: RefSeq, a predicted model, not a curated record
CUGAGUUUCAAAAAACAGACACUACCCGAAGGCAUUAGCUCAAACAAGGAGCUCAAGAGCUCUUUUCUGCAUGCAUGGAACCUACCUAGGCAGCAUUCGAAUGUUUAUUGUUUGGUGGGUGUCAGCCUGGCUCUUCUUGCGCAAAUGUGAGCCCGAGAAUUCGUCUUGGUAUUUACACCUAAUAUCGGCAUUGUUUGUGUUGCUUUCAACCCGUGGAGUUAUAAUUUUAAUGUGAAUUAGAGUCUAAUAAUGCUUCCUAGUCCAGUUACUUCGACUCCUUUCUCAGUAAAAGAUAUUCUUAACCUGGAACAGCAGAGUCAACAGCACCAAGCCCUGCAUCAUCAGCACACACAUGUCCAGCUGCAGCAGGAUUUACAACAGUCGCAGCAUUUCCAGACAUCAUCCUGCAUGCUCGCGACUAGAGCGAGCCCUGGGUUUUCGGACGGAGAGGAAAAAAUGUCGUAUCUAAACUCUUUGACUGUCCCGGACAGCCAUGGGGAUGUUAGUAUCUCUUCCGACAUUUAUGUUCAUGCUAUUGGAAACUCGAACGACUCCAAGCUGGAAGCGGAUCAUCUUGAAGAUCAAGACACUAAAAGCUGUGGUGUUAAGAGGUCCCAGGACUGCGAUGACAACAGACAGGAAGACCCUGAAAGGCCCAAGCAGAGAACUAGACGGAAACCUCGAGUGCUUUUCUCUCAGGCUCAAGUGUUUGAACUGGAACGGCGGUUUAAACAGCAGAGAUACUUGUCUGCACCCGAAAGGGAACAUCUGGCUAGCACUCUGAAGCUCACCUCCACACAGGUGAAGAUAUGGUUCCAAAAUCGACGUUACAAAUGUAAAAGACAACGGCAGGACAAGUCUCUUGAAAUGGCCGGACAUCACCAUCCCCCACCACCCAGACGUGUGGCAGUGCCAGUUUUAGUCCGGGAUGGUAAACCCUGCUUGGGAGGGUCUCAGAACUACAGCACUCCAUACACUGUGGGAACAAGCCCUUAUGGCUAUAAUAGCUACCCAAACUACAGUACUUACAGCAACCCCACCUAUAACUCAAACUAUAGCUGCAAUUAUUCCAGUAUCCCCUCAAUUCCACAGAAUAAUGCCUUCAUGAACAUGAAUUUCAGUAGCAUCGGGACUUUAAGCAAUGGUUCGCAACCACAAACGCAUCAGGCGACAACAGUUUCAUCUUGCCAAGGAACACUACAAGGAAUACGAGCGUGGUAGCAGCUUAUUAAACGUGCACCUUGCCUUAAAGACAUAAUUGGUUACAAUUUUCUAGAUAUUAUUUUUUUAUUUGUACUGUGUGUAUUGUAUAUUCAUUUACAACCAAUGAACUAUAACAAGGACAAUUUAUGGCGAAGUUUCGGGACUUAUUAUUAAACUAAAUCUUAGUUGAAUAUUUAUGUUUUAAAGGUUAUAAGUGUUAUCUCAUUUAUUAUAAACUGCCAACUGGCCUUUUCUUUUUUUUUCUUUUUUUCUAGAAUGUAUUAUUUUCCUUAAGAUCAAAGGUAAAAGUUACGCAAAGCAAUGUUCACUGCAUUUUUUUACGUUAUACUUCAAAUUGCAAUAUCUAUUAAUCAAAUUCUCUUUUCAUAUUCCUGUAUAAUUUUUCAUGGAACAUAAACAUAACAUGUAUGAACCGAAAAUAA